AGAAUGAGCAAGACUGUUGCCUUAAAAAGUAUGAAACUCUUUUGCAAGACAUUGACAGCUGUAUUUAGAGAUGAGUAUCUUAGAAGGCCGAAUCAAGCAGAUACAGAUUGGAUACUGGCAGUUGGUGCCAAAAGAGAGUUCCAAGAGAUGCUAGGAUCUAUAGACUGUAUGCAU
Messenger RNA from Phycomyces blakesleeanus NRRL 1555(-), 174 nucleotides. RefSeq lists its product as hypothetical. The annotation marks the transcript as partial. Lineage: Eukaryota; Fungi; Mucoromycota; Mucoromycetes; Mucorales; Phycomycetaceae. The transcript has a single exon. The record is from RefSeq and is a predicted model, not a curated record.